AUAAUUAUAGUUAUUAUUUUUUAUUUUUAUUAUGACAUUUUGUGCUAUCUAGGGCAUCAAUGUAACUCACAAUAUUUGACAACGUAUACACGUUCGGAAGGAUAUACAUCUGACGAAGAAGCAAGAACAGUUUUUGAAGGAAUUACUUUAAGUCAAUGCGCUGAUCGCUGUAAAGCUUUUAGCGAGUGUCAAUCAUUUGAUUAUGACUCGUCAAGUUUGUUAUGCGAAUUAAAAACUAAAAGUGCCGAGCCGCUCGGAUCAUCAAAGUUACUUUAUACCAAUAGAGCUACCACAGCAUUUUUUCAGAAAUUAUGCCUAACAACGUCAUUUCGAUGCCCCUCUCCAUUUUUAUUCGAACGUUUUCCGCAACAUAUCCUCGUUGGGAAUGCAUUUGAGGUUAUUGUUAACAUUUCAUUGACCGAAUGUUUAUCGUUCUGUUUAAAGAAAAAUCUUGUUUUCUAUUUAAGAUCUGUGAUGUUCUUUUAUCAAACACACGAAUGUAUAUUGAACCAUGACAGCCGAAUUAUCAGUCCUCAUCUGUUUAGCAAUGAAACUACUGGAAAAAUUGUCGACUAUUUUGACAAUAUUUGUUUUGAUGGAUUUGUUCAGAAAAAUGCAAUCGAUGGCGAAAAAUUUCCAUGUAAGGUGUUUGCAUUCAGUGAUAAAUCGAUGAAAUGCCAUUUAACUUCGGAAUCUAGUUCCUUAUUACUAGCAACAACAAAUAUUAGUCGGUUAAAUCAAGCUGAAAAUGAAUUCAGUUUUUAUGAAAAAAUUUGUCUCGAAGAUAACUUUUAUUAUACUUCUACCAAAGUAAACCAAAUUGAAAAUGACCGAUGGAGAAUCGGAAAAAAUGCAAAAAUUAUGUGUCAAUGGAGAAAAGGUAUUCGUAUAUUUGGAAUAACUGUUUGUCCUUUUACAGGAAUCGAAAGUGAGUGUGGCUUGGAAAAGAUUUCGAUAAGUUCGCAUUUUCCCAAAUCUACGUCAGGCGCGAUUUUUAUUAAAGAUCAUUUUGAUACAUGUAGAUUGGAAUUUUAUCAAGAAACAGUAGCAAAACUUGAGAUAACUAUGCCAACAUUACGACUGAAUAAUCCGCCUUGUCCAGGCCGAGAAAUUGCUCCAUUCGUUUGGUCAUUUGUGGUUGUAGUGCAGGUAAACAAUUUGGGUAUUCCAGAACUGAUAACAACGAAUGACCGAGUAUUCAAUAUUUCUUGUGAUUUUUCCCGCAUAUUUUUCGAGAAUGAUCAGUUAAGAAUUAAAGAAUUUAGCGGAAAUAUUGCUCACGACCAAAUUCGAUUAGCUAUUUUGCGCAAUGGUAAACCAGUUAGUACGGUGCUUAUGGGCGAAGAGCUUGAGAUGAGAUGGACGAUGCUCGGAGAUAAAAAAGAACAUGUUGGCUUCUUUAUAAAUAAUUGUACAGCAGAACGGCUCGAUGGUUUAUCACCACAUCCAACUCUUUUGACUUUAAUCGCUAAUGGAUGUAUUAUGGAAAAAGUUAAAAAAACCUUGAUGCCAUAUCCAUUAAUUAAGACUGAUGAUGGCUAUAGUACGGUUAUGCGAAUAUUUCGAUUUGAUGGGUCACGGCGAGUUCGAAUCAGAUGUUCAAUCGACAUUUGUGCUCAUCAAUGCUCUCCGGUUGAUUUCUUUAUAUUUCUUGAAAGAGGUGAACGACUGGAGCAGAAAGCAAUAACUGGCACUCUUACGAUUGUUGAUGCUGAAGAAGAUAAACGACAACUAAUCCAGCAAAUAACAAAGAAGAGACUUCUCAAACUACGCAAUACUAAUCGUAAGAUUACAUUCAUUUGA
Molecule: messenger RNA, 1803 nt
Organism: Dracunculus medinensis (Guinea worm)
Lineage: Eukaryota; Metazoa; Nematoda; Chromadorea; Rhabditida; Dracunculidae
Source: the annotation of a GenBank genome assembly